Penicillium subrubescens is the source of this 387-nucleotide messenger RNA. RefSeq lists its product as uncharacterized. The coding region runs from base 1 to 387 and encodes 128 amino acids. The record is from RefSeq and is a predicted model, not a curated record. The transcript has 3 exons. NCBI's taxonomy places the organism in Eukaryota, Fungi, Ascomycota, Eurotiomycetes, Eurotiales, Aspergillaceae.
AUGGCCUCCUCGCCGAGACUGGAUGAUCUGCACAUUUUAUCAGAGUUUGAAGAUGAGGAGCGCAAGGCCCUGAUAGGAGAAUUUGUGCGGUCGUACGAGUGGCUUUCCGAGGUCCCUCGCGUGAGCAUGUUUGCUCUGUGGUUCAGCGACAUCAACAUCCUGAGGAAGGCGGCGGGUCCGAAAGCAUACCCAGAAUUCUCUGAAUCGCGAGCACUAUUAGCAUCUGCAAUUCCAGCUUACGAUAUCGCUGAAAUUUUCCAACUAGGGGCCGACUGCGAACAGGCUAACCAAGCGCCCAAGCGAAUGGUGCAAAAGCCAAGCAGCCAACCCGAGUUUCCUGAGCAAGAUCCCAUAGAGCAGGCCCUAGUCCGCGACAAUGAGGAAUAG